Molecule: messenger RNA, 2022 nt
Organism: Chlorella variabilis
Lineage: Eukaryota; Viridiplantae; Chlorophyta; Trebouxiophyceae; Chlorellales; Chlorellaceae
Exons: 14
Biological process (GO): DNA biosynthetic process; lagging strand elongation; DNA repair
Cellular component (GO): mitochondrion; nucleus
Molecular function (GO): DNA binding; ATP binding; DNA ligase (ATP) activity
Source: RefSeq, a predicted model, not a curated record
AAGCUGGUGACGUGGGGUGAGGGCAAGCCUGUGCCCUUCCGCUUCCUGGCCGACACCUUUGAGCUGAUUGCCGAGGAGCCCAAGCGCCUUGUGAUCACCCGCCACCUCACCCACGCCCUGCGUGCCGUCAUCGCCACCACGCCCGCCGAUCUGCUGCCCAUCGUCUACCUGUGCACCAACCGGGUGGCGCCCGCGCACGCGGGGGUGGAGCUUGGCAUUGGCGACGCCACGCUCAUAAAGGCGCUGGCGCAGGCCACCGGGCGCAAGGAGAGCGCCAUCAAGGCAGAGUAUGGCGAGUGCGGCGACUUGGGCCUGGUGGCGGCCAAGUCGCGCGGCAGCCAGAAGCCGAUGUUCAAGCCGCCGCCGCUGACGGUGCAGAAGGUGUUUGCCGCCUUCAAGGAGAUUGCCUCCACCAGCGGCAGCAAGAGCCAGGACCGAAAGGUGCGGUCCAUCGUGGGACUGCUGGCGGCGGCGGACCGCGAGGAGGCGGGCUACGUCAUGCGCCAGCUGCAGGGCAAGCUGCGCAUCGGGCUGGCGGAGCAGACGGUGCUGGUGGCGCUGGCGCACGCGGCAGCGCUACAGCGGGAGGGCGGCGGCGCGGGCGGGGCCAGCGAGGAGCUGGCAGGGCGGCUGGAAAGCGCGGCGCAGGUCGUGAAGCAGGUGUACAGCGAGUGCCCGUCUUACGACGAUCUGGUGCCCGCCCUGCUGGCGCACCCCAUCGCCGACCUGCCCUCCCGCGUGCACUUCAAGCCCGGGGUGCCCGUCAAGCCCAUGCUGGCCAAGCCCACCAACGGCGUCGGCGAGGUGCUGGACAAGUUCACCGACCGCGAGUUCACUUGCGAGUACAAGUACGACGGCGAGCGGGCGCAGAUACACGUGCUGGAGGGAGGGAAGGUCAAGAUCUACAGCCGCAACAGCGAGGACAACACGGGCAAGUACCCGGACAUUGCGGCGCUGGUGCCCGGGCAGCUGAGGCCGGGGGUGACCAGCCUGGUGCUGGAUGCAGAGGCGGUGGCCUGGGACCGACAGCACAACAGGGUGCUGCCAUUCCAGGUGAGGUGGCAGGGUGUGUGUGUGUGUGUGUGUGUGUGUGUGUGUGUGUGUGUGUGUGUGUGUGUGUACACUGACGUCACACACCUCUUUCAGUCCUCUGUCCUCCUGCCACCCACACGCACACGCCACCCACCCAUCCACCCACACACACACACCCACACACACAUGCAGACCUCCCGGGAUGUGGAGGAGCUGACCCGCUUCCUGGAUGAGUCGGUGGAGGCGGGCACAGAGGGGCUGAUCGUGAAGACCACGGAAGAUGCGUACGAGCCCAGCAAGCGCAGCAGCCACUGGCUGAAGCUGAAGAAGGACUACCUGGAGGGUGUGGGGGACACCUUUGACCUGGUGCCCAUAGGAGCCUGGUUCGGCAAGGGCAAGCGCACAGGCAUGUACGGCUCCUACCUGCUGGCUGCCUACGACCCGGACACGGAGGAGUACCAAACCAUCAGCAAGAUCGGCACCGGGUUCAGCGAGGAGCAGCUGAAGCAGCUGGCGGAGCAGAUGGAGGGGCUGGUGAUCCCAGACGCCAAGAAGUACUACAGGCACGUGCUGGGCGUGACGCUGAUCCCGGAUGUGUGGUUUGAUGCCAAGUCGGUGUGGGAGAUCAAGGCCGCGGAUCUGUCCAUCAGCCCGGUGCACAAGGCGGCCAUCGGGCAGGUGGACCCAGCCAAAGGCAUUUCCAUCAGGUUCCCGCGCCUGGUGCGGGUGCGCGACGACAAGGGCCCCGAGGAUGCCACCUCAGCGGAGCAGGUGGCAGAGAUGUACCGCAAGCAGGUGGGGGGUGCGGCGGCGGUACGGCGCCCUUGCAUCCCCGCCACCUCGCCAUCAUCGCCGGCGCUGGCCCCCUGCUGGUGCCGCUUGAGCCCACCUUCUGUCUGCCUGCCCUGUGUGGCUGCGCCCACUGCUGAGCAGGCCGUGAUGAACCAGGGGCAGAAGGGCGGCGGCGGCGGCGGCGAGGACGACGACUGA